Messenger RNA from Chinchilla lanigera (long-tailed chinchilla), 867 nucleotides. RefSeq names its product vegetative cell wall protein gp1-like. The coding region runs from base 1 to 867 and encodes 288 amino acids. Lineage: Eukaryota; Metazoa; Chordata; Mammalia; Rodentia; Chinchillidae. The record is from RefSeq and is a predicted model, not a curated record. The transcript is spliced from 2 exons.
AUGCCGGGCUCUGUGGCCCUCCUCCUGCUCCACCCGCUGAUUUCUAAAGGGUCUGCCAGAGGGUGCGCAGGGGACACGGAGGCCGGGAGGAGGAGGCGGGCUCAUCCCUGGCGGACACUGCGCCGGGGUGCGGGGUCCUUUCCCCUGCGACAGCAGCUGGCCCCCGGCUCCAGCUUUGCCACCCCAGCCAGUACAGUGACAACACCCGCAGCAGGGAAGCCCCUCGCCACGCCCAGCCCCUUGGCCCCCGGGUCCGGUCCCCAAGUUCCUCGCGCCUCUUUCUCCUCAGCCGUCAGCCCCAGCGCCCUUCGCGACCCCGCCGCUCCCGGAAACCGUAGCUCCCGGGGAUCAGGAGCCGCCCCGGGGUCCCCGCGGCCCGCUCCCUCCUCCCGGGAGCCCCGGGAGCGCAGGCGCACGCGUGGGCCUCAGCGGCGCAGGGCCCGGGAGACGCAGCCGGGUCGGGGCUCCCCACGCCGGCCCACCUCCGGCCCCUCCCUCCCGGGUCCUCCCCGCGUCCGCGCUCCCCCGCCCUCGGACACGCCCCCGUCGCCCCGCCCACCAAGCAAGGUCCCGCCCACCGAGGCCAGGCCCCGCCCCCGGCUCGGAGUGGUUCUCCCCGCGUCCACACUCCCCCGCCCUCGGACACGCCCCCGUCGCCCCGCCCACCAAGCAAGGCUCCGCCCACCGAGCCCAGGCCCCGCCCCUGGCUCUGAGUGGUUCUCCCCGCGUCCACGCUCCCGUGCCCUCGGACCCGCGCUUAUGCUUUGCCACGCCCAGGUCCUUAUCAAGCCAGGCCCCGCCCACCAAACCAGGCCCCGCCCACCCGGCCCCGCCCCAGUCCAGGCCCCGCCCCCGCGGUCCUCUUAA